Hippocampus zosterae (dwarf seahorse) is the source of this 5372-nucleotide messenger RNA. Its product is annotated as serine/threonine-protein kinase pim-3-like. Gene Ontology annotation, molecular function: ATP binding; protein serine/threonine kinase activity. The coding region runs from base 637 to 1632 and encodes 331 amino acids. Gene Ontology annotation, biological process: regulation of mitotic cell cycle; negative regulation of apoptotic process; protein autophosphorylation. NCBI's taxonomy places the organism in Eukaryota, Metazoa, Chordata, Actinopteri, Syngnathiformes, Syngnathidae. The record is from RefSeq and is a predicted model, not a curated record. The transcript has 9 exons. Gene Ontology annotation, cellular component: cytoplasm.
AGAAAGUAGUGCCGUGAUGCAAAUGUGUUUUCAGACAAUACUAUCGGCCAGAGGUGUCUUUGAAUAACAUAUUGUGUAGUUGGCUCAUUCUAGCACACGUAUUUUGUAAAAGGUGGUGUUUUGUCCGCGUGAUUUGAGCGAAAGGUUCGCCCUGUGUUAGCUGCGGAGGGAUACUUAACGUCCCACUGCGCGUCAAAAUAUUGGCUCUGGGAAACCGCGUCAAAGCUCAGACAGCGGCAACUCGUCCUCAGGAUAUCUACAAGCCGCGGAUGACAUUGCAACCUGCCACACUCGCGUGCGUUUCGAGGAAACUCGGGAAUCUACGCUCGUUGUUGUUUUCAUCGGAACCUAGUUUUGUUUUUGUUGGCGGUAUCUCGAGUCUCGAGACCCUCCCAACCCAACUCGGACCCGCUUUCAUGUCGGUUUUCAGGCACUGGUGUGCGACUUUACGGUCGUGACUCGAAAAGAACGGGCGCGGUGUGGCCAACUUGGCGCACUGCUGGACGGUCCACACCACUAUUUAGACGACGCCCGAACCCCCUAAAGUCUUAAUAGUCGUUGUCGAAACCUCAGCCGGCUGCCUUGGAACACCACCACCACCGGAUUUUCGUUUUUACCCCCUCUUUUUUUUCUAAUAUGUUGCUGUCAAAGUUUGGUUCAUUUUCCCAUAUUUGCAACCCUUCGAGCAUGGAUCACAUGCCAGUGAAAAUUCAGCUUCAGCCGGUCAAAGUGGAGAAGGAGCCGUUCGAAAAGGUGUACCAGGUGGGCUCCGUGCUGGGGAGCGGUGGCUUCGGCACCGUGUACGCCGGCAGCAGGCUCUCUGACGGGGCACCGGUGGCUGUAAAACACGUCGCAAAGGAAAGGGUGACCGAGUGGGGCUCAAUUAAUGGAAGCAUGGUCCCGCUCGAGAUCCUCCUGCUCAAGAAGGUCAGCUCAUCGUUUCGCGGAGUUAUCAAAUUGCUGGACUAUUACGAGCGCGCCGACGGCUGGCUCCUGGUUAUGGAGAGGCCGGAGCUCGUCAAGGACCUGUUCGAUUUCAUAACCGAGAAGGGCGCCCUGGACGAAGACGCGGCGCGGGGCUUCUUCCGCCAAGUCCUGGAGGCGGUGAGGCACUGCUACAGUUGCGGGGUGGUACACCGGGACAUCAAGGACGAGAACCUGCUCGUGGAUCUCCGCACCGGGGAGCUCAAGCUUAUCGACUUCGGUUCUGGGGCGAUUCUCAAGGACACCGUGUACACCGACUUCGACGGCACUCGUGUGUACAGUCCACCAGAGUGGAUCCGCUUCCACAGAUAUCACGGACGCUCGGCCACGGUGUGGUCGCUCGGCGUGCUGCUUUACGACAUGGUGUGCGGAGAUAUCCCCUUCGAGCAGGACGAGGAGAUCCUUCGGGGGAGAGUGUACUUCAGGAGGAGGGUGUCAGCUGAGUGCCAGCAGCUGAUUAAAUGGUGCCUGGCCUUGCGGCCCUCCGACCGGCCCACGCUGGAGCAGAUCUGCGACCACCCCUGGAUGAGGGUGUCGGCCGAGGUGCCCGAGUCCAAUCCCGAGGAGCCGGCCGCCGGCGACAUUCGCCUGCGGACCAUCGCCACGGAUUCGUCGUCGAGCACGACCUCCAGCAAGGAGAGCCUCUGAGGAGCGGUCUGAAACACGCUAAAGACUCUCUGGGGGGCGAUGAGGAGGGGGCAAGGCCAGGCCGCAAGGAGUUAACGGACUCUUGUAUGGUCGCCCGUGGCCGAGCUUGGCUGAUCAAUGGCCAACAACGGCUCCUUUUUUUUCCCCAUUCAGUUAGCAUAAUACAAGUUGUUUCCUAAAGGGGAACAUGUUGCUGUUUGGGUGCAACUGUUUGUUGUUGCUUCUCUUAAUUCUCCUCCACAUCUCCUUUUUUUCAUUCAGUUUGAUACAAGUUGUUUCCUAAAGGGGAACAUGUUGCUGUUUGGGUGGUCUUACCGGAACUAUUUAUUCCCCCUCUGCCCUUCCCUUUGUCAGUAGGCUGGCGUAUGCAUCUGGCAAGGCCUUCCUAUUUCAGAUAUGGAUGCUCUCAUAGAGCGUAGGAGUAAACUUUUUUUUUCCCCCAAUGUUUUAAUUUUGGAGUGCCUUUUUUUGGGGGGGGAAUGCUGCUUUUUCUGGGGGCUUUUCAUCUCAAACAAUUUUUUUUCCCCCCUCGGAUUCAACCUCAGUGAUGGAGACCAAGCGCCUCCAUCACCGACAAGCCAAGUAGCCCCCAGCUGAGAGGCUGCGAGAGCAUUAAAGAGUAGAGAAUGGAAUACUUGAAACUCACACACACUCACGCACGCGACUGUGUAUCACUCUUCGAAGCUGCUCACUCACUCUAUAGCCUGAACAGGUGUUUUGGAAACUGGAUCCUGUCUUUUUCUGAAUGUCUACAACAUGUAAACACACACACACACACACCUCUACCCCCUCCCCCCUUCCCUCCUGCUGUGUUCAGCCAUGCCUGUUGCGAGUUUUGUCGCGCUUCUUUAACUUUUUGCCCCCCCCCCCCCCCCCCCGCCAUCUCACUGCUUGACACUUCAUGGUCCCCCACUCCUGGCCUCCCCCGGGGGCUCCUUGGGGUGUGAAAUGCACAAUCAAUGCAAUAUUCAUCAACUAUGUUGUUGUUGGAAUUUUUUUUUUUUUUUUUUUUGGAGGGGUGGACAAAUAUUGUACAGUGUGUUCACCCUUCUAUCGGUAUGUAAUUUUUCCCCCCCCUCCAUUUGCUUUUAAUUUAUUUGUAAACGAAACAUGUAGACAUUCCACGUUCUGUGGUUAUUUAUUUAUUUAUUUUCUAUGCUUAAAAGUCCCCUCCCUUUAAAAUAAUUUUUGCAUAUCCUACUUGGCCUUUAGUUUGCAUUCCUAACUUAUUUUUACAUUAUCGACAAUUUUUUUUUUUUUUAAUUGUAGAUGUGGAGGAUGCACUGACAGUUGUCGAUGUAAAGCAGAUAAAAUGAGUUUACUUAAAGUUGAAAGGAUUUGAAUGUUAACUACUUUGGAGAUUAAAUCCAUCUGGUUUCUGUACUUUCAAGUUGAACUUUUGAGUUGUUUGGGAAGCAAAACAAUUGUGGUCUCCACACAGCCUCGAUACCGUAGGGCUCACUGUUGCCACUCGGGGCUCCAAAGGAUGGAUUUUUUUUUUGUUUUUGUUUUUGAUACAAAAUUUUCAAUUAAAGACCCACUUUUAUGUACAGAAACAACUGGUGGUAUGAUUUUUUUUCCCCCUCCCCCAAAAUGCAAGAAUGGCAAUAAACCAUGUUAUUUUAGUUUAUUUUUUUUCACCCAACUCAACUCCGCCCGAGCACUUCCAAAGCACCGACCCCGCUAAUCCUCCCAUUGUUUUACCGUCUCACUGGCUUUUUUGGCAUGUAAAUGAGGGCCAUCUUUUUCUUCAUCCCAAACCCUUACAAAUGAUGAUGAGGCCUCAUCCACUCUCACUGUGAAAUCCUCAUUAAAUGAAUAUGGGUGGGCAUAUGGUCCACCCUCCCCCACACACUUUUAGUCAACGUCCAUGAGCCACACACAUCCAUUUAAACAUUUGCACUUCCGUGUAGAGCGUUCAAUCUGAGGUGGAGGUCGUAGGGGCCUCAUCCAAUGACGUCAUAUGAAAAGUACGCGGAUUACCACCAGCAUCCAAGGCGCUUUGGAUGACUUCAAGAGACUUUCGUAGGAGACGAGUCGCCAGACAGAAGAGGAGGAUGCCAGAUGGACUCCAGGGGCCCCCAGGGCCCCUGUUGGGCGCAGAUGGGCCGGUGGGUGUCAACCCACACAGGCGGCACAGGCUGCGGUGCCAGCACCGAGAACAGGAAAAGACGAAACGAGAGAUCACACUAGCGCUGCCAGCGAUACUACGCUUCACACUAGUUUCUUUGUUUCUCGAUGCGUUUGUGUGUCCAUGCGUCUGACCCCACUUUAAGGACACGGCCAUCGCAAUGCAUGAGCUCGCAUUGGCCCAUGCUGUGUUGUGUCAAGGCGCGUGUAUGCGCAUUAUGGUCACGAUACAAAACCAGCAGGAAUUGUGGCAGAAAAAUGUCUUGAGGAAUCCAUUGAUUUCUUACACUCGAGUGUAAUGCCACAAUUAAAUCUUUCCUGACGCUCCUGCCUCGUACUCUGUAAUCAUUGUUGAAUUAUGAUCAACUAUUAACAUUGGGGUAAAAGGCAGUUAUGGUUUAUUGCACUAUAAAUGGGGUCGCAUAAAUUGUAUAAAUUGUUUUCUUUGUCACACUACUCAUGAUACUUUUUAGAACUAAAUAAAGCGUACUAUUAGGUAUACAAUAUUAUGCAAUAUACAAACGUUUACAGUAAUCAUGUGUAUCAUGCAUGCCAGGCCUCUAGUCUGCGCUGUCACUUUGAGGAGAAACAUGCGCAGCAACUUCCGGCCCUCUCGGGGCAAAACGUUCAUGUCCAACUAUCAAACCCCAUAUGUGAUAAAUGAAUGACGAUGUUGCCGCUCACUGCGGAGGUCGCCUGCUCUCUGCUGGGACUUAUUGCCUCAUGGUCUGGUCCUGGUGUUCAUUAAAAGCCGCGCUGGUGCCAGUGGAGGAGUACCUGGCUGCGAGGCUGGAGGGAACCUGCUGCUCACCCUGAAGGAACUCUUUGUUCUGUGGAACACCAUGUAUCGCCACUGUAAACAUGAGCGAUGUUUCGUUGGCUGUGAACGCCCGUCGGCUGCCGUAUCGGAGAGUACAAAUCAUCUGGUUUUCCGCAACGCGUCCAGAGCGUGUACGCACACGUCCAAGUCUCACCGCAUCAACAACCAACAAGUCAAGAAUCCCCUUCAGACCACCACCUCCGUCCCGCUCCUCGUCUGUUUACGCCCUGCGGUAUCAACAAGGCCCGAGCGCCAUGGCAGCGAGCGAGCGGCUACGUGGGGAAGCAAAACACGUGCGUCUGCUUCCAACCAGGCUAGGAAAGGAAUUGCAGGAGGGGGGGGGGGGCGGGGGGCGGUGAAUGUUGACGUUGUGCCUGUCAGUGAGGUCAAAAAAUGCUUUUGAUGUGAAGGCUCAUCCGAAUACUGGACUAGAAUGGCGGGGAUUGGUGAACGCCUUGACUUUAAAAAUGUAAUGUUUGAAUUUAUAAAUAAAUAGGGCAGACUAGCGGCGACCAUCUUGAAUCGCAGAGUGGAGUUUUGCUUUUUUUCCCUCCCUCUGCUAGAUCUGGUGCUUCCAUUUGGCCCCACUGCCAGCGGACUGUAACAUGGACGAUCCACAAUAGGCCCCCGUUCCUCUGCGUACUUUCUGACUCGCUUUGCAGUGUCUCCAGCUGCAGAGUGAGCUGAAAAAAGGAGCCGUGACCGCAUCACAGGGCGGCAACUUGAAGGAGUGCCCCAACUUCAGAGGCAACGCAGAGCCGCUGACAACCGAGCAAAAAAAAAAAGACAA